This is a messenger RNA of Fusarium verticillioides 7600, 2211 nucleotides long. RefSeq lists its product as hypothetical. Bases 1 to 2211 code for a protein of 736 amino acids. Lineage: Eukaryota; Fungi; Ascomycota; Sordariomycetes; Hypocreales; Nectriaceae. The record is from RefSeq and is a predicted model, not a curated record. The transcript is spliced from 2 exons.
AUGGUAUGGGGGCCUCCAAGUAGCGAGAACGCUUCUUUCAAGGAUAAAUUUGCGCUCAGGUUCAAGACUCUAAUUGAGAAGGGGUUUCGGAAGACAAAACGCUCCGAGGCAAUUCAACCUUUGCAAGAUCCCAUAAAUAACCAUCGAAUACACUUUUCCCAGAGCCAGAGACAAUCGCACCGAAGAGUCGCGAUUCAAGCAUUCUUAUCAUCUCAGUCGGCACAAUCGCAGUCUUCUAAACAGCCAGCACCUCAAGUACUUCAGCGAUCCCCUCAUCACACUAGCAUACCACUCGCUGCAGAUUCCUCCCCCCAGGAGACAAUUACAAGCGUCAAGGCGCUGCCUCAAAGUCGCAAUAUGAUCUUUUACGACCUUCAGGUGUGCUCGACGACAUGCUCAGCAGAAGAGUUCCAAAACAGGUUUCAAUAUGUCACAAAUGAAUUGAGGAAGGCCGUCGCUGAGCAUAAUGAACUUCGUAUGUGCGGUCGACAUAUCAUCUACAGUUGCCAUAUGAUUGGCGACUCGAGGGAUACGGCCUUACCCUCUAUACUUAUAGAAUGUCGAAAACGAGAUCUCAAGAUGCUGAGAGAGCUCUUCAACAAGCACGCUGCGACACUCUGUUGUCGCAAGGACUCAACUUGGCCUACCCUGCUACACCACGAUCUUCCAUCGUCGAAACCGUCAUUCCAACUUGUCUAUCUAUCGCACGCAUAUCAGCCUAUAUUACAGUACGCGGCACAUACCCCAGGAGCAGCGAGCAACUCAUCCAGCGAUACACUCUGCGGUGCUCUGGUCCAGUAUGAGGGCCGCAUGGCCACCAUCGGUCUGACGUUUAUCGUCGAUGGCAUAAGUCACAUGAUGACUGUCGACCAUCUCUUCAAUAACAGCCUGGGAGAUGAAAACUCUCUUUUCACUCAUGAUGAUGGGCCAAUCCAUCCCAGCAGCUCUACGGGGGAGUCAACAAAUGCGCAUCAGGACAAUUCCGUCAUCCCCCAAAAUCCCCAUCCAGAUCAGGAAAAACAAAAUUUGGAAUUUGGCCAUAGCAGCACGCAUGACAGUGGAGAUGAGGAGAGCCUCAAUGCGUGGCACACGACGGACCGCCCUCGAUCUCGUCUUGCCGAGUGCCUGGUAGGCCAACCCGUUCCUUUCCCACAUACAUUGGACCCCCCCGCACCAUACCUGGACUGGGCAUUCGUCGACUUGAACAGCUCUUCAGCGAACUUACAACUACCUAACAUUAUCACCGUAGACUCCAUGUCGAGUCCUGUACUCCUUCGUCAAGUAUCGAAACAACCGCUGUCUCAUACGACAUCGGUGUACAUGAUUUCGGGGGUAAAUGGCACAAGAAAGGGCUGCCUAUUCAGUGGCCUCAGUGAGCUUGGUCCACUGCAGGAUCGAAGUCCAUGUAGAGCCUGGAAAAUGAUACUGGAUUCUGAUCAAGGUCUUGAGCCAGGAGAGUGCGGCUCAAUCGUUGUUGACCAGACUACGUUCGAUAUAUAUGGGCACGUUAUCGGCUCCAACAUCAUUGGUGAUGUUUUCGUUGUUCCACUUUCAGGCACUAUUGAACAAAUCCGAGUUGCCUUUAAUGCAACCACUGUGGCUCUACCCUCACAGAACCUUCUCCUGCCACUUCGCAACAAAUCUGAAGAUACCAUGACUGCUCAGGCCACGCUUUCUCUCAAUAAAUUACACUCGGCUGAUGCGCACACUCAUAUUCACUCCGGUUACGCAAAAUGCCCUCUCGGGUCCUCCCCACUCACACAGACAUGGAAGCGACCGGAGGAUCCGAGACGCCACAGCGCCCAGUUCCGCAGGUUCGAAAGACCCUUUCGUCCAGACCAGGAGGGCACUUCACUUCUGCAAACAUUGAAUAAGGCAGGAGCGGGAGUGCUGGAUGAUGAAGUGGAAGUUACAAACCUUCUGUUUUGCCAUCCGUACACAAGGUUUACAGAACGAAGCAUAGAGCGUAUACAAGACUUUUGCUAUGGUGCUUCUUUCGCUCUGGACAAGUUCAUAUCUCAUCCACUUAGAUCAGGUCCAUAUGCCAGCUCAGAUACCAGAGCUGUGGAUUCAAGCAUAGAAGUCCCAUAUUUUGCGGUUGUCACUGAUGUUGGUUGGUGCCAGGAAACACUUUCUUAUACCAGUCAAGACAAACCACUUGCAUCAAGCCUCCGGCUAAACGAGAUGCUCAACGAACAGGUAUGUGUUUAG